AUGAGACGAAGUGUCAGAGUACGGCACUCACUGCGGCGAAAGGACUCACUUCUUCUCUCGUACCAUGUCAUCUCUUACCCACCCAGCGGUUUUAAGUUCCCCUUGCGCACAGAGCAGCUGAGAGACAUCAGCGAGCCCCUCAGCACACUCCAGGAGGAGGAGGAAGACCCUGGAAUAGCCACAACCAGUCGGGACACAGCGGCAACAAUGCCAGCUCGAUGGAAGAUGGAUGCCAAGAUGGAGAAUGGUUCCGGGGUCCCCGCAACCAGUUUAGGCCCUUUUAGCAAAGCCUGUGAGACUGAGAUCAUGCACAAGAGACCUGUCAACAAGGACUAUGUCGCACCAGGAGGCCGAGACGAGAGUCGGAGCUGCAAGAAGGGGAGCGCCGAACAGCACCCUCCCCAUGUCACCGUGGUAACCUCAAGCAGCCCGCCUGGGGAUCAAAGGUCUGAAGCGAAGCCAGCCUCGGAUGGAGGGAGACCGAGCCCCAGUGGGACCCAGCUGCCUGCCGCCCAUGCAGGUCAACCCAGCAACCGCUUUGAGGAGGGGACCGCCAACCCACCCCAGCUUGGCAAGCCUGAGGAGCUAGGCCGCAUUGACAUUGCCCAGCAACCCCAGACUGGAAAGACCGACAAUGGCUCUGCCAAGCCGACUGAAGCCACAGUAGAGAAACCAUUGCCCGCUCCACGUCUAAAGAAGAUACAGCAGGGUUUGACACUGCCCACCCGAACUCUGGCACUGCCUGGUGGGAGCGCGGUCAUCUCUGCAGGAGCUCCAGACCCAACGGGCAGGUCCAAGGUGUCAACACCACCGUCUGAUGCCGUCGGCCGCGGUUCGGAGCGCAACUCCAAUGCAGAAGGGUCAAUCCCGACCACCAACGUGCAGGAUGGUACAGCUGGCACCAGCAGGUCCACUCCCGGCUCUUUGGCCGCGCAGACGACACCACCCUCGAGGGACUCCGCAACCAAUCAGAACGAGGAUGAAAGCAAAGCCAAGCAGAAAGCCCCACCUACAAUGUUACUCCUCAAUAGGAGUGGCCAAUCGCCACAGACCACCGAAUCCAAUCUGGGAGCUGUGAGCCCAGAGGAGAGAGCACAGGAACCCUGUUUACAAAGCCCCGUCCAGAGUCUGGCCAAUACCUGCCGUUCUCUCCUGGAUUGGUGUAAGGAGGUGACGCGAGAUUACCAGCGGCUGAAGAUCACCAAUUUUACCACCUCCUGGCGGAACGGCCUGGCCUUCUGUGCCAUCCUGCACCACUUCCACCCCGAGCUCAUAGAUUACUCCUCACUGGACCCUCAUGACAUCAAAACCAACAACAAGAAGGCCUUUGAUGGUUUUGCCAGCCUCGGCAUAUCCCGGCUUCUGGAGCCAGCUGACAUGGUGCUGCUCGCCGUUCCUGACAAGCUCAUCAUCAUGACCUACCUGAGCCAGAUCCGGGCCCACUUCACCGGGCAGGAGCUCAAUGUGGUGCACAUCGAGGAGAACAGCAGCGAGAGCACCUAUAAGGUAGGCAACUUCGACUCGGACUCCCACAGCUCGCUGGACCCUGUCCACUUUUAUUCGGAGAGAAUGGAGGCCCGACAGGCAGCCUCAGUGCCGCGGAGGCCCGAUAGGCCGAAGAGGGAGGCCCUGAAGAGGAACAGUCAAGCCCUGACUGGUGACAGCAAGAAUCCAGAUGCCCCUGAGCCCAGUACGGGCUCCCCCACUGCAGUUGAAGUUGCCCUGCCACCUGGUUACCAACCCCAGGCUUCAGUCACCGACGUAGGCCCCCAGGCUGUGGAAGCCAGGCCAGCCACGGGGAUGGCGCCCAUCGCUCCUGUUCGGACCCCGGCCACCCUGCUCAAGGGUCCCGGGACGGCCGAGGAGGCCUCGGAGGGCCCAGGAGGACCCCAGCAGGUGCCCGUGGCCAAGACUCGCAGGAAGCACCGAGGAAUGGUUGUGGCAGAAGAGGAGGGGAGAUCCGUGGGACUGCCAGCCUCGGAUGGUCGUAGGAAAAGCGGCCAAUUAAGCACUGUAGUUAAUGAUGGGAUACCCAUUGGGGAAACAGCCUUAGAUGUCCACGAGAAGAGUGGCCAGCUGGUCAUUACAGAGGAUGAUGGGAUACCCAUGGGGGCAAAAGCCUCAGAGGAUCAAGGGAAGAGAGGCCAACUGGUCACAACUGAGGAUGAUGCUAUACCCACGGGAACAAGACCUUCAGAGGACCAUGGGAAAAGUGGCCAACUGGUCAUCACAGAGGAUGAUGACAUACCCGUGGGGUCAAGAGCUUUGGAGGACCAUGGGAAGAGCAGCCAACUGGUUGUGAGAGAGGACGACGGGGCACCCUUGGGGGCAUCAACAUUGGAUGAGCUUGCAGAGACCAAAGAGGUGUCCUCUGUUGAGGAUAAGGGGGCGGAAGGGGUGGAUGGGAAACCCCCAGAACAUGAGACAGCUGUGACCAAUGAGGCGCUGGCAGUGGAGAGGCUGCGGGAUGGGAAUACCAUUGACUCAUCCAUCAGGGAAGAUCCCACGGUGCCAGCCUCACCCACUCUCCAAGAUGGAGUAACAACCAGAGCAGUGUCUGCUCCUGAGGGCAGGGCAGCUGCAGGCAGUGCUGAGGUCACAAAACGUGCCACGACGCCACCUGUUGCCAACAAGCUGGGAAUGCAAGCCAGCCCUGAGCAGCACGCGAUCUCCAGGGAGCGUCCUCAGAACGGGGAGAAGGUUCCAGAAGUGGAAAGGGGGCCCCAGGCGAGGCCGGGAGACAGCGGCGUCUCCACUGGGGGAGAUGCCGAGAGGCCAGUGUCCGGCGGUGGGACCUCGCCCCUUGGAGGGCGAGGGGGAGGUGGCAGGCCAGAACGGAUGCAGCGCUCGCAGUCGUCAGAGAGCAGGUCACCGGGAAGGCCGGGCAAGUCUGGCUUCUCCCACAUCCGGGAUGCCGACCUGGUCAGGAAGAGGCGCUCUCGGAGGCACAGCGACUCACUGGAGGAGACCGACGGCACUCACACCCAGAGCAAUGUGUCGGCCAGCGUGGCAAGGCCGGAGGUGGAUGUUACUGAGGUCCAGGUGGAAAUCUGCUCUGAGUCUUACCCCAGGGUGCCAUCGCCCCAUCAUGUUGGAGUCCAGCAUGGUACUGACCAUCGCCCAGAGAUGAAGAGGCAGAGAUCGGUACAAGAGGAUAUAGCACAGGAGAAAGAGAAUGUUCCGGAAAAAAAGACCGAGGAAGACAAUCCGCGGCUGCGAGACACCAGUCAGUACGUACGCGGGGAGCUGACUGCCCUGGAGAGAGAACAGAGACAGAUCGACUGCCGGGCAGCUGUCGUCGAGAGUGAAUUACGCAGAAUCAUGGGAACUGGUCAAGACAGGAUGGAGGAGGAGGAACUGAUCCAGGAGUGGUUUGUGCUGGUGAACAAGAAAAAUGCACUGAUUCGGAGACAGGACCAACUGCAGCUUCUGGAGGAGGAACAAGAUCUCGAGAGGAGGUUUGAGCUGCUCAACCGGGAGUUACGGGCAAUGUUGGGCAUCGAAGAUUGGAAGAAGACGGACGCCCAGCAGCGCCGAGAGCGGCUGUUAUUGGAGGAACUGGUCUCUCUGGUCGACAAGAGGGACAGCCUCGUUCGGGACCUGGAUGCAAAGGAGAGAUUGGCUGAGGAGGAGGACGCUCGACUCGAGCGAGGCCUGGAGCACAGGCGUCAGAAGUACAGCCGCCGGGAGAAAUGCGUGAUAAACUGAGAAAGAGAGAGAGAGAGAGAGAGAGAGAGAAACAGAGAGAAAAUCGGACAAGAGCUGGGGGCUGAGGUGGCCCAAUGAGACUUGGCCUCGUCCCAGGCGUGAUAGUUUGACGCUCGGCGAUGCUAUUUCAGUCUUCAUCCUGUUGGAAGCCUGAGGCUAUUCGGUUGGGAGUGCAUCAGUCGCCAGGAGGAGAGAGUGUGUGGCGGGAUGGAAGAAAUUGGUGGGUUAGCAGUGCAUUGGUUGGAGUUGGACUGUUUGCUUCAGGGCUUGAAAGUGGUCCCAUGCUCACAUCCUCCCCCCACAACAUUCAACUGUACUGCUGUCUCGGGUUCCCUACCUCCAUAGUUGCUGCUUCCGCUCCUAACCCUUCCCACCUUGGUGAAGUCUGAAAUUAGCCUGGCCUCCUGGCUGGGAAAGAUGGCAGCCAAGGCAGGGGAGGAAGGUUGAGGGGUAGAGGAGGGUGGCCUCUUGGGGAAGGAAAGGAGGAGGAGGAGGAAGAGGGGGUUGAUUCUAUUGGCUGCUAAACUUCCCCUUUCCUGCGCAGAGAGACAUCCUACCACCCGGGCUGAGGGGGCUACACAUGUGCCAUUGUGCUCUGGGAGGACGGUCGGCUACAGGAGGCCUCACUGGCCAGUCCAGCAAGGUGCUAGCCUGCACAUUUUUGCACUGCCUGCGGUUUGCAAGAGGUGACCAGGGUUGUGGAAGGUGGUGGACGUGGGCUGGGGGGAAAUGUUAGUGCUGAACAAUUCCGCACCCCACCCCGAUAUAAAAGAGACGACCCUUGUAAUUCCAGGUUUCCCGUUCCUUCCUUGGUUUCUCUCCCUUCUCAGACUCCGAUCCACUCUGUGAAGAACACUCCCCCUGCCCCUCCCCAACAUCGCACUUCCACUAGUCGGUCUCCGAGAUUUUUUUUCAGAAUGGGAGGUGUGCCCAGUGUGUUUGUGUGGUCUUUAUACUUGGGAUUAAAGGAAGUAGGAUCUGAUGUUCAGGAAAUUAUCCUUCCUUUAUGUUGUUGCACUAUCUGUGAUUUGCUGUUUGGAAUUAAAGCCAUAUUGACAAA
Molecule: messenger RNA, 4768 nt
Organism: Stegostoma tigrinum
Lineage: Eukaryota; Metazoa; Chordata; Chondrichthyes; Orectolobiformes; Stegostomatidae
Exons: 15
Coding region: 1-3708 (1235 amino acids)
Molecular function (GO): protein binding
Source: RefSeq, a predicted model, not a curated record